AUGGUGAGGGCACCCUUCUCUGAUGGAGCGUUUGGACCUAUCCACGCCAUUGACCCCGAUUCGGAGCAUACCCACACUGCUAUCAUGUUGCACGGUCGGGGGAGCAGCGGCCAAGAAUUCGCUGAGGAGCUCUUCGAGACCGUGUUGCCUGGCCAGGAACCCCUUACUCGGAGGCUCCCGGGCUGGCGAUGGGUAUUCCCGUCUUCACCGCAGCUCUGGAGCACUGCGUUCCAGGAAUCGCUUCCCGCCUGGUUCGAAGCCCAUUCACUGACGGAUCCGACUGAGAGGCAGGAUCUGCAGAUUCCGGGCAUCAGACAGUCAGUGGCAUACAUCCAGUCGAUUGUGGACGACGAGAUUGUGAGGCUUGGCGGGAAACCCGAGAGACUGGUCAUUGCGGGCAUCAGUCAGGGGGCUGCAAUCGGCAUGUGGACGCUGCUUUGCCAGGGAGAGCUCAACAGGCGGCUAUUAGCAUUCGUAGGGGCCAGCACGUGGCUUCCUUUUGCCGAGUGCAUCGAAAGAUUUCUGGGUAGAAACUAUGAGGCUGGGGUCAAGGAGUAUAACUCGACUGCCAGCGACUCGGACGCAUUUGUUGAGGGCAUGAUGUCCGUGUGGCGGCAGCCUUCUCAAUCUGGAGAGAGCGUCAAGCCGCUUCUGUCUACUCCAGUGUUUUUGGGCCACGGCGUCGAUGAUGCCGUCGUCGAUGUCGAGCUCGGCCGGAAAACCUGGCUUGUGCUCACUCAAAUAGGAUUCCAGCCUAGCUCCCCUUUCCAAGUUUGCCGAAGCCCAAUGGACAAGUUUGAGGCAAUCAAGGACGACCGACUGCACCAGUCUCUAAGCAGUGGCUGGGCUAGUUUUCUUGCUGCUCAACAAUGCAGUCACGAAGUCAGCGCGCUGAGACAGGCCUUCAAUGAAGAGAUCCAUCGGCUCGACCGUAUGUACUCGUCCCUGCAGCGGGACAGUGUUCGACAACAUGACUUGAUUGCUGCUGCUGUUACGGAAUCAAAGUCCCUCAUCGAACAACACGCGUCUGAAUUGAAAGAGAUCAUCACUAUCCAGAACAGCCUCUCGACUCUGAAGCACAAGGCUAGCCAAGACAAAGAAUACAUGUUGACGAAGAUCAACGAGCUGUCCAAAAAGGUUGCGACGCAACAGGAAAGUCUAGAAGGGAUACGCUCAACCACAGCUCAGGACAUCAGCAACGCUCAGGGGCAAUAUCGCUCGGCGCUGGAGAAACUGCAGUUUCUGCAGGGAGAAUUGAAGGAACUGAGGGCAGAGAAAAUCGCUUCAGAGCAGAGAUUGGCAGCUCUCGAGCAUCAGAUUGCCGCGAUGGCACAAGCACAUCGAGAAUCCCCAAGUGAGACGGCCAAUUUGCAUGACGAGACGCUUCCGCUUCAGGAUGAGUUGAUGAAGUUGCCGGACAAGACGACCUCAGAGACGGAGCCGAAGCGAGCGAUGCCGUCGUCGGACGGCGAGGAUAUCCGAGCGCUCUACCUUCGAUUUCGAGACAGGUACAAGCGUGACCCUCCACGUAACGACGCGGACUACGUCUGGGAAUUUAUUGGCAGCAUCAAGGAUCCGUCCUUGUCGAAACAUAUCCAAGAAUCUCUCGUGGUGAUGCUGCCGGAUUACGUGACGCGGACCCGGGACACGAGACGCAGGAAUCCGCAGCGUCAUAUCAACAUCUCCAGGGCAAUCACAUGGAGGAAGUUUCGAGAGGCGCUCGCAAAGAUACCGCCUCCGGCCUGA
Molecule: messenger RNA, 1746 nt
Organism: Canariomyces notabilis
Lineage: Eukaryota; Fungi; Ascomycota; Sordariomycetes; Sordariales; Chaetomiaceae
Product: alpha/beta-hydrolase
Exons: 5
Coding region: 1-1746 (581 amino acids)
Biological process (GO): protein depalmitoylation
Cellular component (GO): cytoplasm
Molecular function (GO): carboxylic ester hydrolase activity; palmitoyl-(protein) hydrolase activity
Source: RefSeq, a predicted model, not a curated record